AUGGCGUCAGCAUUUGAUUCGGCGGCGUUGAUGCUGGCUCCGGUUCCUGCACCAUUGCCGCCGCUGCGGCAGUAUAUUGGCUUGAGCCCAGCCCAAUUUCAGGCACUGCAACGCGGACAUGGAGUGGAGCCCGAUCCCUACAGUGGUCGCUUCGGGCUCCGUGACAACCCGGAGGAGGCCUUGAACAGGGGAUACACAUUCAACACAUGGGAACCGCCCAGCAAGAAACGUAUGGCGGACUCCGUGCAGAAUGAUAAGGAGAACCUGGAGCAGAUGGCCAACCCCGAGGAUGGUGAUCCUAAGAAGUACGUCAUCGUUGAGCUCAACAUCACUGACUUAGGAUUCCGGUGGUUGUCGAUGGAGGGCCGUCUUCAGUUCAACCGUGAAGGUCAAUUGCGGUUGUACGGGGCUUUGUUCAAUGAAGUGAGGGAUGCCAACGGGCGCCUUCUGUACCAGGUGGGCGAGAAUGUCCAGCAGCCCAUUCCCUAG
Molecule: messenger RNA, 489 nt
Organism: Durusdinium trenchii
Lineage: Eukaryota; Dinophyceae; Suessiales; Symbiodiniaceae
Source: the annotation of a GenBank genome assembly